Messenger RNA from Molossus molossus (Pallas's mastiff bat), 2299 nucleotides. RefSeq names its product nuclear factor, interleukin 3 regulated (gene NFIL3). The record is from RefSeq and is a predicted model, not a curated record. The transcript has 2 exons. Lineage: Eukaryota; Metazoa; Chordata; Mammalia; Chiroptera; Molossidae. Bases 163 to 1632 code for a protein of 489 amino acids. Gene Ontology annotation, biological process: regulation of DNA-templated transcription; immune response; transcription by RNA polymerase II. Gene Ontology annotation, molecular function: DNA-binding transcription factor activity; DNA binding. Gene Ontology annotation, cellular component: nucleus.
GCCGCCGGGCCCCGCUCCCGGCCCUCAUUCUUUCUCCCCGCCGCCCGGCUCGCGGGCCCGAGAGCAGGAACACGGUUACCUAGAAGAGCCCAGCUGCGCUCGGGAGGAGGACGUGGAGGGACGGACCUGGGACAGGAGCACCUGGAGGAAGAAUACCGAUGGAUGUUCCCCGCCCUUUGUAGAGCGCUCGAGAAUCCUGGGCAAGUGACGUGUCCUCCUGACCGUGAGGCCGAGCUGUUUCAGAUGCAGCUGAGGGCAAUGCAGGCCAUCAAGAAGGAGCAGGCCCCCCUGGAUCCCGGGAGCGGGGUGGACAAGGUGGGGGCGCUUCAUCCGGCCUUGGCCGAGGUCUCCGAAGACUUGACGGCGGGAGAGGACCUGCUCCUGAGCGAAGGCAGCGUGGGGAAGAACAAGUCCUCGGCCUGCCGUCGCAAGCGGGAGUUCAUUCCCGACGAGAAGAAGGAUGCCAUGUACUGGGAAAAGCGGCGGAAAAACAACGAGGCUGCCAAGAGGUCGCGGGAGAAGCGUCGACUCAACGACCUGGUUUUGGAGAACAAACUCAUCGCCCUGGGGGAAGAGAACGCCACUUUGAAAGCCGAACUGCUUUCCCUGAAAUUAAAGUUUGGUUUAAUUAGCUCCACGGCGUACGCCCAAGAGAUCCAGAAACUCAGCAAUUCGACGGCCGUGUACUUUCAGGACUACCCGGCGCCCACACCCAGCGCCAGCGCCUUCGUGGACGAGCGGGAGCCCGCGGCCGUGGCCAGCAGCUGCAUCUCGGUCAUCAAGCACUCUCCGCAGAGCUGCCUGUCCGACGGCUCCGAGGGCUCUUCGCUGGAGCCUGCGCAGGAGGGCCCUGUGCAGAGUGGCUGCAGGAGCCCCGAGGGCAAGUUCCAGGUCAUCAAGCAGGAGCCGGUGGAACUAGAGGGCUAUGCCAGGGAGCCGAGGGAUGACCGAGGCGCCUACCGGGCCUCCGUGUACCAGAACUACGUGGGCGGUUCUUUCCCUGGCUACUCGCACUCCCCGCCUCUGCUGCAGGUCAGCCGGUCCUCCAGUAACUCCCCACGAACGUCGGAAGCUGACGACAGCGCAGUAGGAAAGUCAUCGGAUGGAGAAGAUGAGCAGCAGGUCCCCAAGGGCCCAAUCCACUCUCCCGUCGAACUCCAGCACGGACUUGCCACCGUGGUUAAAGUCCCAGAAGUGAAUUCCUCUGCUCUGCCGCACAAGCUGCGGAUUAAAGCUAAAGCCAUGCAGAUCAAAGUCGAGGCGUUCGAUAAUGAAUUUGACGCCACGCAAAAACUCCCCUCGCCCGUGGACAUGACGUCCAAGAGACAUUUGGAACUGGAGAAGCACAGUGCCCCGAGUGUGGUUCAUUCUGCCCUCACUCCCUUCUCAGUGCAGGUGACCAACAUCCAAGACUGGUCCCUCAGACCGGAACACUGGCACCAGAAAGAACUGAACGGCAACACUCAGCAUAGUUUCAAAGCUGGAGUGGUUGACGUGAAAGACAAUGGGUACAAAGUGUCCGACCCAGAGAAUUUGUUUUUGAAGCAAGGGAUAGCAAACUUAUCCACAGAGGUGGUCUCGCUGAAGAGACUUAUAGCCACACACCAAAUCUCCGCUUCCGACUCGGGGUGAAUUACUACUGAACGGCUCUGGGCUUUCAGAGGCGUCGCCGGCAAUAGACGUGUACAUUUUGGAUGAGGCUGAGUUCUUACUGGACCUGUGAUGUCAUUCCACUGUAAUGUUCUCACGUUGUCUGUCGGGUGUCUUUCUGUGCACAGAUUAUUACGAAGAUUAGAUUGUGCUAUCACUCUGCCUUGUGUAUAGUCAGAUAGUCCACGCAAAGACUGUAUAUACCGAACCUUAUUUUUGUUGUUCUAUUAUAAAGUGUGUAAGUUGCCAGUUUCAAUAAAGGGUUGGUGACAAACACGGAAUUCCUGCUCCAAUGCACUUGAUUUUAGGGUGGAGAAACGGCAAUUUAGAGAUUCAGGUAUUGUGCGUUAUUUUUGUUUGUCUUUUAUUCCUCACCCAAGGAUAUUUUUCUAUUUAUCAUUACGUAGAGUGGGAGGGAGGGAGAGAGACAGAGAGAAACGUCGAUGUGGUAGAGCCACAUUGACUGGUUUCCUCCUGCACAACCUCACCAGGGCCUGGACGAACCACUACCGAGGUCCGUGCCCUUGACCUAAUCGAACCUGUGACUCGUUGGUCCAUGGGCCAAUACCCUGACCAUGAGCAACACCAGCCAGGGCAGUGUUAUGCGUUUUACUUCUUAAGGGGGGUUUUCUCCCCUGAGUUAGGAGAA